Solea solea (common sole) is the source of this 2380-nucleotide messenger RNA. Its product is annotated as interleukin-31 receptor subunit alpha. Lineage: Eukaryota; Metazoa; Chordata; Actinopteri; Pleuronectiformes; Soleidae. The transcript is spliced from 16 exons. The record is from RefSeq and is a predicted model, not a curated record. Gene Ontology annotation, biological process: cell-cell adhesion. Gene Ontology annotation, molecular function: protein binding. Bases 173 to 2380 code for a protein of 735 amino acids.
AUAUAAGAGAUUUCCUUCUUGUUCAUUGUCAUGUGAGUGUGAGCCGCUGCUGCUGCUGCUGCUGCUGCUGAUGCUGAUGCUGCUGCUGCUGCUGCUGCGAGCAUCAUGACAGUGACUGUCAGCCUCAAACUCUCAGUUUCUUGGUUUCAGACUUUCAGACCCGGGAGGAGACAUGGUUUUAGACUCAACUUGUUCUCCCUGUGUGAGCCAUUUUCCACUUUUCAUUCUUGGUCUGAUCUUUGCUUAUUCCUCUGCACAUGGUCAGACACUUCGAGUGAACUGCAAGUCAGAUGAUUUUCUGGCCAAAUAUCAACACUGUGGGCAGCAGCCAGAUGGAGUCAAUGGUUUAGAAUGUUCUGGCAAAUAUAAUAACGUUGGUAAUCAAAGGUGUGCGUGGAAACCUGGCAAACACACGUCAAAAAAGACGUACACGCUCCUCAUAAAACAAGACAAGUAUUGCAAAAUACACCGGAAAAUCACAGGCUUCUCCACAAUCAUCUCAGUAUUUCAAAACAGAAACAUGACCCUGGAGGUCGUGGAGAACGGUGAGUCGGGAAAUUGCACAAAAGCAGUUUUGAGUGCGUCACCAAAGAGCCUGUUGAGGUGUGACCCUCCGAACAGUGUGUCCUUCACACGACACUCUGGAGAACUCAGCGUGAGCGUGAGCUGGCAGUGGGAGGACAGGAACGCCGUCCAGUAUUUCUCUGUAAGAUAUAAAGCAGUGGGCAGCGUGAAGUGGAUCGAGCCGUCUGUCCAAUCCCAGGACAGACACAGACACAGAGUGGCACAUCUGAACUCGUCACUGUCCUACGUCGUCCAAAUACAGUGUGUCACCAAUGACAAGUGCUUACAGUGUUCACAGAGUGAGUCGUACACCGUCCCACAAGAACUGACCUCACCGCCUGUCAUUGUCAAACAUGAAGACACUGACGUUGUGGGGAAAACAGGCAGCAGACAGCUUUCUCUAACCUGGACGUUUCCUGCCACAGAGCCAAAUGACGGCUACUAUGUGACCAUAGUUAAAGCGUCAGGAGAAGAUCCACGUGAGCGGAUCAGCGUCACAGAGCCUGAGAUCACGCUGAUCCUCUCCUACUCUGCUUAUCAUCUCAACAUCAGCGCCGUCAACAACGCGAGCACCUCACCAGCCGUCAGCCUCACGAUACCACAGAGAGACGGCCCUCCCAGUGCAGAGGACAAGCUGAGCGUCAUAGUCCACAGUAACUCGUCUUUUACGGUGUACUGGAAAGACGAUCUGAUCAAAACCUACGUCUGCUUCUCUGCUGAGUGGAGGAAAAAGGGACAGAAAGUUGUGACAGCUAUGUCCUUUCAUCAGAAUGAAGAUAACUUUAACACCUUAACCGACUUUACAGAGCCUCUGGAGCCUUAUAAGAGAUACAGCAUUGCUCUUCACACACGACCAGAGAAGCAAACUUGCAACAUCAAGUACAUCAACAACAGUGAGAGCACUUACGCAUCGAGCCACUUCUAUUUCAUGGAAGGAUCUCCUGUCAGUGGUCCCAACAUCAGCAGCUGUAAUGUGACGCUGAACUCGGUGGUGCUGCAGUGGUUAUCCAUCCCAGAGGAAGACAUCAGAGGCUUCCUGCUGGGUUAUUUAAUCUUCUACACUGAGAAGAUUAAAGGGACAAGUUUGGAGAGAAACGUGACGGUGGAUCCUCAGUCUGACACGUACGAACUGGGCGAUCUCAAAGCAGGAACCACAUACCAGGUCCAGGUAUCAGGUUUCACUCAGGCAGGAGUGGGAGUACGAAGCACAGCGUGCAUCUUGAAAACAAACCAUCAAGGAUAUUUCCAUCCUAAUCUCAGUGCUCUUAUCAUCACCUUUGCCGUUGUGGCCACUGUGCUGAUAUUUUGGACGCCGCUAAUUAAAAGAGCCAAAGUGGUCCUGUGGCCCAGCAUACCAAACCCAGGAAAAAGCUACACAAUACAGAAAAUGGAAAGACCCGGUGAAAUGGAGCUCUUCACGUCCAUCUUCAGCACUCUGAAGAUCGAGGAGUGGGAAACCAGCAGUCUUCAGAUAGUAGAGCGAGAAGACGAGGUUCCCCCCAUCAUAGUACCAUUAGUGUCAUCAUUUCAUCACGACUCUGAGGACGAGGACUCAGCAGAAAGGACCUGUAACUGGAUCCAAAGUGCAAGUGGAGGUGAUGAUGCUCCGAACAUCAUCUCCAACCUCCCAACGUCUACGUUUGCCUUUUCAAGUGAAUAUACAACAAUGGAGAUGUUUCAGCAGGCGAUGCCUCAGGUCGCACCUGCAGUGGACACAGCCAUCAGUCAGACAGGAGACAGUAGUGACGCACAGGACACCUCUGUGGUUAAGACAAGUUUGGACCAUGUUGGACAAUUCACUUCUAAUUCAAAUUAG